Molecule: messenger RNA, 2500 nt
Organism: Brienomyrus brachyistius
Lineage: Eukaryota; Metazoa; Chordata; Actinopteri; Osteoglossiformes; Mormyridae
Gene: frzb
Product: frizzled related protein
Exons: 5
Coding region: 367-1203 (278 amino acids)
Biological process (GO): non-canonical Wnt signaling pathway; canonical Wnt signaling pathway
Cellular component (GO): cytoplasm
Molecular function (GO): Wnt-protein binding
Source: RefSeq, a predicted model, not a curated record
CUGAAAAGGAGCCGCUCCGGAGAAGUGAAUUCAUUGAGCAAGAAGCAGCGCUACCCCCGCGUACAUGCAGAAUAAUGAAGCGGUAUGGACUUUAGGAGUAAGGCGCUUAGGACAGCAGUAGCAGAUCUUUGCCUUUACCGGAUGCCUUCAAUGCGAUUUUUGAUUACAGAAUCUGAGGGGUGAAACGCAGCUCGUUUCCAGUGAUGCAUUAGGCAAGUGUAAUUAUGUUUAGAUAAACAAUUUUGGAAAGUUUAAAAAAAAAGACUAGUUUUUUAUCGGACAUUCUGGGGAUCAGUUCACACUUAUUCCUGCAAACUUCUUUAACAGAGACGACAAGUUAAUUUUCAGCUUUUUUUGUUGCUUAAGAUGUUCUCGUAUCAAAUGUAUAUUAGUUUCCUGGUUCUCUUGUGCCUUGAUGGGAUACCCCGAGCCGCGGCAGCGGCGUGCGAGCUCGUCCGGAUCCCAAUGUGCAAGUCGAUGCCUUGGAACAUGACCAAGAUGCCCAACCACCUCCACCACAGCACCCAGGCAAACGCGAUGCUGGCCAUCGAGCAGUUCGAGGGGCUGCUUGGGACCAGGUGUAGUCCGGUUCUACUGUUUUAUCUCUGCGCCAUGUACGGUCCCAUCUGCACUCCUGAGUUCCAGCAGGAGCCCAUAAAGCCGUGCAAGUCGGUGUGCGAGCGGGCCAAGUCUGGCUGUGAGCCGGUCUUGAAACAGUACAACCACACAUGGCCGGAGAGCCUGGCGUGCGACGAACUGCCCGUGUAUGACCGCGGGGUCUGCAUCGCUCCGGAGGCGAUAGUGCAAGUGGAAGGGCCUGAUCGAUGCAAAUGCAAGGGAGUAAAACUAACUUACAAGACAUACACGAAGAACAAUUAUAAUUAUGUAAUUCGAGCAAGAGUCAAGGAAAUACGAACUCGGAAUCACGAUGUCAGCGCUAUCGUGGAGGUCAGAGAUAUUCUGAAGUCAUCCCUCGUCCACAUCCCCCGAGACACGGUGACGCUGUACUACAACUCAGGAUGCCUGUGUCCCCCCCUCAUCCUCAACGAGGAGUACAUGAUCAUGGGCUACGAGAGCGAGGAGCAGUCCAGGUUAUUGCUUAUCGAAGGUUCGAUUGCACAGAAGUGGAAGGAUCGAAUGGGGCGGAGAGUGAAGCUUUGGGACCAGGUGCCUCGUGGUGUGAGGAGUCGUCAUGCAUCGUGAAGUUGCCCCCUGGGGGACGAACGAACAUCAGCCCAAAGACGACACGUUUGAAACAUCGACUUAAGAAUUUGCACUAUUGCACACUCUCGUUUCUCGUUAAAUCGUUGCCACAUUAAUUGAACUUUAGUUGAAUGUAGAUUGAUUAAUUUUUUUUUCUUUUACCAUUCCUGCUCUGCAUUUCAUUACUUUGUCGUCACAUGAAGGUAGUGUUAACCCAAAAGGCACUGUGUACAGUUUGAGAGUGGAGCCGGAUGUGGGAUUUAGUAUAAAAGUCAGACUUUCAUGACUGGGGUGGGGGGGGGGGGAUGACACUGGGGAUUUCACAAAGAGGAAGGCUGGACACCUCCUCUGUGUUGGACCACCGGCUGCUGUGAACAUUUCCGUGAUGAUAGAGCGGUUCCCAGACGUUCCUAAGGCACUCAGAUGAGAAACAGGCGUCCCAUAAACAGUUUGAGGGGGGGAGUGAAUGGACAGUGGAGCAGCACAGGGGCAAUUCUAGGAUUUUUAAAGUGGGGAGCAUAAAAGAGGCCAACCUUAUCAUUAGCCUUUUUUGAAUCAGUGAGUGUUUUGAAUCGGUGAGUGAAAGGGGAGGGGGCCAAUCAGCUUUAAGCUGGAGACAAGGCCCCUUUUGCCCCACUCUGUAGUGGGCAACCAUUGGAGGUCCUCACUGAGAGAUGUUCACUUUAAAGUCACUCUAGUUACUUUCAGGCGCACCUAUGAGUACGUCCUUCGAGAUCUACGUGGGAAAUUAUCCAAACUUUGCCACCUUUGGACGGUUCAGUCAAAUUUUUCUUUCACUUCUGUUUGUAUUCGCUCUGCCCCCUUUGUCAUACUCAGCUUAAACUGUGAAGCAUCACUUCAUUGCCGCCUGUCGUUUGAUUUUAUAUUAUGUAGCACAUAUUAGCGGGGGGGUCUUCUGGUGAAGAGCCAAAACCAGUGAGCCAGGAAAGACCUCAGCACCUGUCAAACAAAUGACAUCAAUGUGUAAUUCUCCCUACUUCUAUAUUACAGCGAUUGAUAUGCCGUUUAUAAUUGAAACACACUACUUCACAAGUGUUUACGAGGACGAUGGGCCCCAGUUGCAUGGUGAGAGAGGCCCGUGACUUGGCGUCGAGUUGCAGGCGGUUCCUCUACACAUGUGAUCCAGACCAAGGCACCUAACCAGAACUGCUUCAGUGUACUCCAGCUCUAUAAAUGGGUAAAGUGUAUCGCUGUAAACCAUGUAGGUUGCUGUGGAUAAAACGAUUUAUAUAAUGAAUGAUGCAUCAAUAAAAUGACUUCAUAUAGUGCAAAUGUA